Messenger RNA from Sapajus apella (tufted capuchin), 1666 nucleotides. Its product is annotated as tripartite motif-containing protein 43-like. The coding region runs from base 115 to 1467 and encodes 450 amino acids. The record is from RefSeq and is a predicted model, not a curated record. Gene Ontology annotation, molecular function: protein binding; zinc ion binding. Lineage: Eukaryota; Metazoa; Chordata; Mammalia; Primates; Cebidae. The transcript has 7 exons.
CUUGGAGACUUCCAAAAGCUACUGGCACUGCACCGUGAGACCCUGAUCCCUGAGCUAAACUCAUCUGAUUCGACAGCAAGCUUUGCUGAGAGCAUAGAUCGAUUUCUGAGGAAAAUGGACUCAGACUUUCCACUGGCCUUCAAGAAGGAACUCACCUGUGCCAUUUGCCUGGACUACCUGGUAGACCCUGUCACCAUAGGCUGUGGGCACAGCUUCUGUAGACCCUGUCUCUGCCUUUCCUGGGAAGGAGACCGAAAUCCUGCCAAUUGCCCUGCAUGCGGGGAACCAUCACACCAAAAGGACUUCAAAACUGAUAUUCUUCUGAAGAAUUUAGUGACCAUUGCCAGAAAAGCCUGUCUCUGGCAGUUCCUGAGCUCUGAGAAACAAAUAUGUGGGACCCACAGAGAAAUAAAGAAGAUGUUCUGUGACACGGACAAGAGCCUGCUCUGCUCGCUGUGCUGUGACUCUCAGAAGCACAGGGCUCACAAACACUGUCCCAUUGAAGGGGCAGCUGAAGAAUGCCGGGAGAAGCUCUUAAAGCAAAUGAGGAUUUUAUGGGAAAAGAUUCAAGAAAAUCAGAGAAAUCUAAAUGAGGAGAGAAAAAGAAUCACCCUCUGGAGGGGCUAUGUGUAUGUCCGGGCACUGAUGACCAGGGAUGAGUAUAGAAAGCAACAUCCAGUUCUCCAUAAGGAAGAAAAACAACAUUUAGAGAGACUGUACAAGGCACACAAAGAGAUAUUUCCGCAACUCCGGAGAAGUUGGAUCGACAAGUAUCAAAAGAAGAAACACUUGAAAGAAAUGUAUCAGGAACUAAUGGAAAUGUGUCAUAAACCAGAUGUGGAGCUGCUCCAGGAUUUGGGAGACAUCAUGACAAGGAGCGAGUCCGUGCUGCUGAGCAUGCCCCAGCCUGUGAAUCCAGAGCUCACUGCAGGGCCCAUCACUGGACUGGUGCACAGGCUCAACCGCUUCCGAGUGGAAAUUUCCUUCGAUUAUGAAGUAAGCAAUCACAUUAUCAGGCUGUUUGAUGAUGUGAGAAGCUGGAUGAGUAGAGCUAACCGGGAAGGUAGAUCUUUGAAUUCUGACAGACCUGACUACUUUGCUGCAUGGGGAGCCCGGGACUUCUCCUCUGGGAAACACUACUGGGAGCUGGAUGUGGAUGACUCUUGGGACUGGGCUCUGGGAGUCUGCAAGGACUCCUGGAUAAGGAAGAAUGGCACCAUGAUUACAUCUGAGGACAUAUUUCUUCUUAUAUGUGUGAAGGUGGAUCAUCAUUUCCGUCUCUUGACCACCUCUCCAAUGCUUCCUCACUAUGUAGAGAAGCCUCUGGGCCGGGUUGGUGUGUUUCUGGAUUUUGAGAGUGGAAGUGUGAGUUUUUUGAAUGUCGCCAAGAGUUCCCUCAUAUGGAGCUACCCGGCUGGCUCCUUAAAUUUCCCUGUCAGGCCUUUCUUUUACACUGGCCACAGAUGAUCAGGAUGAAGAAACUGACUGUUUGGGAACUGCAUGUACAAGGGAGCCCUUCACUGUUGAGGCAAAGGAAUCAUACUGUUCAGGCUUUUUUUCUGCUUUAGUGUUACCUCAUUUCAUUGCUAUUAAAUAAAAAAUAUGUAAAAUGCAAAACAUUAUUGCACGCUUUCUUACAAUUAAAAUAAUCUCUUAUGGCCCAUUA